Messenger RNA from Poecilia latipinna (sailfin molly), 4466 nucleotides. It is a transcript of the gene fam219aa, whose product is annotated as family with sequence similarity 219 member Aa. Bases 218 to 784 code for a protein of 188 amino acids. The transcript is spliced from 6 exons. The record is from RefSeq and is a predicted model, not a curated record. NCBI's taxonomy places the organism in Eukaryota, Metazoa, Chordata, Actinopteri, Cyprinodontiformes, Poeciliidae.
AUCUUCAUGAAUAUUCCAUGCACCCGGAAGUAGGGCGGUACUACUGGUGCUUUGCUGUCGAGUCACCUCUGUCAAGCGGGAUGGAGGAAAAGGAGCCGCUAUUAUGCUGAUAAACGCAGGAUCCCGACGGACUGAGCAUCAAUAACCGACUUUAGUUCAGUUUAAACUGAUCAUUUAUAUUUAAAUUACCGAAUUUGUCUUGUCACAGUUUGCCAAAAUGAUGGAAGAAAUCGACAGGUUCCAAGUGCCUCCUGUCAACGGAGAGACACAGCCUUUGGACCCAGCAGCAUCCUCUACUUUGGAGGCGGCGUCGGACCCUAAAGGAGAGAGCGUGGCCAUGAACUACAAGCCCUCCCCACUGCAAGUCCAGAUAGAGAAACAGAGGGACCUUGCCAGGAAGGCUUCGGUGAAGAAUGGCACCGUGGGAAGUCCUGUCAAUCAGCAACCCAAGAAAAACGCCAGGACAAGGUUGGUCGUGCCAAACAAAGGUUACUCCUCUUUAGACCAGAGCCCGGAUGAGAAGCCUCUGGUUGCGCUGGACACUGACAGUGAUGAUGACUUCGACAUGUCCAGAUACUCUUCAUCAGGAUACUCCUCAGCCGAGGUGAGAUGUCUGAGGGACCAGCAAAUUAACCAGGACCUAAACAUCCAGCUGCUGAAGGACGGGUACCGGCUUGACGAGAUUCCAGACGACGAGGACCUGGAUCUGAUCCCCCCUAAAGCAGUCAACCCCACCUGCAUGUGCUGCCAGGCCGCCCCCUCCACAGCCUGCCAGAUCCAGUAGCUGCCCCCACUCCUCCUUCAUCCCUAAAUGUUCUUUUUUGCCAGCUGCUGAACAGAAUGGCAUCGAGGAGGAAAAAAGAAAAAAAAAAAACAAACUGUCGACUUGAAAAACAGGCAAAAGCAAAACUAAGAGAAUGUGGGGAGGGGGAAAAGUUGAAUAUGUACAGUACCUGUGCAUGUUCCUCCUAUGGCAGGAUCUGUGUGUCUUACGUCUGCGAUGUUGGUUCAGCGUGGAUGGAUUCAACUCAUGGCAGAGACCUUACCUCGAAGAAAACAACGCUACUUUUGCUUCUCCUUUGUUCGAGUUGUAGCUCUUGCUUGGGGAGUUUUUUUGGGUUGUUUUUUUUUUUUUCUUUUUUUGCAUAAAACGAUUGUGCAACGUUGCAGAAGAGGAGAAACGACAAGAAGGGACAAGAAAGAAUCGGCCAAAUUGCUUCUUUUUUUUUUUUUUUUGUCAUUACUGUGUCAGUGGGCUGUCCAGACACUCCACUUCCUCUCCUGGUGUAUAAUUUGCGACCCAAUAUGACGGAAUAUAGGACAUUAGGAGUUUGAACGAGGCCAUUUUAUUUCCAAUUCUCUCAUUUCUUUCACCUGGUCUGCUUCUUCGUCUUCCCCUGUACGUGAGAACCAGACUCAAAAAAACGACGUGUGUGAGUUCGGUCAUGCCCAGGAAAAAAAAAAAAAAAAAAAGCAGCGUGAAUGAAACACUAGUGCUCACCCUCUCUAACACUAAGCUACCAGUCAGUCUGUUAUACUGAGAUCUUGUCCUGCUUAUAUCUGUUUUAUAUUUAGUUAUAAGAAGCAGAAAAGUGCAUGUUGCCUGUUUACACUGCGUCCUGAUGCCAGAUGUGCAGAUAUUUAUUUUAUUCUACUGACCCGCAGCCGACUCCGUGUAUUGAAGAAACGUUGUGUGCUUUGUGAAAUGGAACAUCGUUUAGGUUCACCUACUGCCAUUUUAGUAGAUGUGGGGGGGAGAAAAGCACCGCAGCGUAAAUCCGUGUCAGAGCAUUCUCACACACUGAAGGUUACGUCAUAGACUGUAUGCAUGAAUGAGGGAAAUGAAUGAAGACAGAGGCUUAGAAUUGUAUGUUUUUAGUUUUAUAUACUGAUGUUUGAAUUGUGGCCAAAUAAUAGUAAUAUUACCCCUGGUAAAGAUGUGCUAAAAAAAAAACAACAACCAAAAAACUAAAUUCAUCUUUCAAAUUUCAUAAUGAAGGAAAUAAUCACAGCUGACACACACGUUACCACCUGAAAUAAUUUAUAUAAAAUGAAUGUAGCUGAAGAAUUUCCUAAUACAUACAUGUACAUAUAUAUAUAUAUAUAUUUUUUUUUAAGUUAAAUACUUUCGAGGAACGUUAAUCCCUGACUGUAGGUUUCUUCGACGUGUGGAUACCAUCUACCCAUCAUGUUUGCAGCCGAGCUGGAGCUUUUCUAGUGGUUAAUUGGCAGGUGGUACAGUGGCGCAACACCCAUGCAUGUACACACACACACACACACGCACACACACACAGUCCUGAGGUCAGUUUAGUAAGACUAAUUACCCUGACAGGCAUGCUUUUGAACUGCGAAAGGAAGCCAGAGUAUCCGGACAAAAACUCCUUGCGGAAAGACUCAAAAACUGUCAUCUGGGACUCUUUAAAAUGUAAAGUACAAGAGAAGAAGCCGUUCCACUGAGACAGAUGCAUUCAUAUUUAAUAAGAGUCAUUUGUAGUAAAACGUGUCAUCUUAGGGUCCUAGAAACGUAUUUUAUUUGUACACAUCUUUACCAGGGAUGCCAAUACUGGUGUAGGGUGCAUCUUAUGGACAAAAGGCUGUACCUGUAGCACCAGAAAUGGUUGUCAUUUCAUACUUUAUGCCAUUCUUCUCGUAGUUAAGUAUCUCAAUAAGAACUUCUUAAUUUUUCUUUAGAAGUAAUGUACACUUUUUACGUAAUGUCUGAACCACUCACACACCUCAGAGUCUUAGGCUGAACAAUCUCGCUGUUGUUACACCUUUGAAAAUAAUGAUCCUCAUGUCGCGCUCACAUUGAAAAAAAAAAAAAAAAAAAGUAGAUGGAAACAAAUCAGAGUAUGCGUUAACACUGCAGUGCAAACUUUUUUUUUUUAAUUUGUUUAAACUUUGGAAAGUCUAAACUUGUUUACACCUUCUUUAGUUAUUCCAACUGUUCAGUUGGUGUGUUUUAGGUUGAACUCCAUAUUGGUCCAAACUAAUCCUGUUGUUUUUAGGGUUUUUACAAUUUAAUACAAAAAAAUAAAAAAUAAAAUCUACAGAGCAGCAGGAACAAAAGCAACAGGAUACUCACUGAAUGGAGAUGGUGUGUACUGUACAUAUACAAAUACAUUAAGUUAUGGUACUGUAUAGUGUAAAAAUAGAGAAAAUUGUAUUUUGUUUUUUAUUCCAACUUUUUUUUUUGUUCAUUUGCAGAUCUUUGUUUCAGUAAGCCAUCCUAAUGACGUUAUCAGGUGUUACGGGUAGAGAUGAUCUAAAGGACUGUUAGCUACUAAUAACAGAAGGUGACAGGAGAGACAAAUCGUUUCUUUGACGGUGGCGCCUUCUCUGGUUAAAAAAAAAAAAAAAGCCUUAAAAUGAUUUAGUUUUUUAUUGCAAUAGCAUAUGCUCCCACAGAAAGUUACUGCAGUACUUCUUUUAAGAGCCUUAUAGGGUUUUGUUUUUUUAUCGAAGCACAUUAUAUGUGCAGUACCUUCGCUGUUAGCUGAUGUGUCGUCAUUUGUUUGAUCAGACAACAGGGAUGCAGCGCAGGACUGGAGGCUAAUUGUAACGGAGAAGCAAUGUCAACUUCACGGUGUAGAAAGAUUGGGGAAAUAUGUUGCAUAUCGGUAAAUAUAAGUUAUUGACCAUUCAUAUCAGUGCAUCCACAAUUUGUUUUACCUUCUUUCUGCUCACUGGACAUUGUAACAAGGUACACUUGGUUUCUUGUACGACCUUUUUGACUUCAGUUUUCCUUUUUAUUUAUCUUUUCAAAGCUUUAAUACCCAUUCUGACUGGAGAUAUGGAUGAGAAGCUAUAUUCUUGUAGUAAUUUCCUGACUUGUGAUAAUGAACACAUAUUUGUCUUUCUGAAAUUGCGAGCUUUCUUAUCUUUUCAGUUUAAUGAGGGAAACGGCCACCUGCUAGACAUUUCAUACAGCAAGGAAACAGGAAGUCACUCAUUAAUAACAAAAGUUAGCAAAGUGUGCAUUAAGUACUUCAUAUCAUGUUUUUCCCCACUGAAUAAAAGUUCUCAAAUUAAAAAUAGCACAUUCAGGAUGCUUUUAAUUGGAAAUUUUACUUCUGCAAUAAAAGAUGAGUCGAUUUUAAGGCUUUUUACUAAUAAAAAAGGAGAAGGGGUGCUAUCUGCUACUUUCCCAUCUAGAUCGUCGUUUCACUGGAUAUGCAUACAUGUCAUGAUCGGCGUCCCCCUGAAUGCUCAAAGCCAGGCCUGUGCCGGUUAGGGCACAGCUUCACUUACUCCUUGAGUCCAGAAUAAUGAGUUGUGUGUUUUUUUUGUUUUUUUUUUCCCCCUUUAUUUUCACUUGUGGGAAUUAAUUUCUAUAGAAACAGGCGCUUUUUCAUCUGUCAGAUGCUUGUCAUGACAUGAUUGUGAACUGGCUCCAUUUAGAUUUGAACAGUGUUACAGUUCUGUGUAUAGUGCAACAUAUCAAAAAUAAAUAAUGGAUAUCUCAA